Molecule: messenger RNA, 2162 nt
Organism: Balaenoptera acutorostrata (minke whale)
Lineage: Eukaryota; Metazoa; Chordata; Mammalia; Artiodactyla; Balaenopteridae
Gene: VEGFC
Product: vascular endothelial growth factor C
Exons: 7
Coding region: 291-1769 (492 amino acids)
Biological process (GO): induction of positive chemotaxis; response to hypoxia; vascular endothelial growth factor receptor signaling pathway
Cellular component (GO): membrane
Molecular function (GO): growth factor activity; chemoattractant activity; vascular endothelial growth factor receptor 3 binding
Source: RefSeq, a predicted model, not a curated record
GUCAGCCAUGCCCUGCCCCUGCGCCCGCCGCCGCGCAGCCCCGCGCCCCGCGCUCCCCGGCCUCGCCGCCGCUCCCGCCGCCCGGCCGCCCGGCUCGCCCCGCCGCGGGGAAGGGGAGGGCGGGGGCACGCGGGCUCCGGGGGCGCCGCAGGGCCCGAGCCUCGCGGGGCGUCUCGGCUCUGCCCCCCUCGCUCCCCGAGGCGCGCGCCGAGCCGCCGAGCGGGGCGCCGUCCUCCCGCGCCCUCGCCUCGCCUCGCCUUGCCUGGCGGGCCGCGGCCUUGGGCGCUCGGAUGUCCGGUUUCCUGAGAGGCUCUGCCCUGACCCCGUCGCCUCGCGGGCGCCGGCCGGGAGAGCGGCUCGCAGCGUCGGGAGCGCCGAGCCCGGACCCGCUCCCGCCGCCGCGGCUCCGCGGGGUCCCCGGGCGGCCCUCGCGGACAGGGCCGAGCCGCGAGGCAGCCUCGCCGGGGCGCCCGGCCCCGCGCGCUCGCGGCCCGUCCACCAUGCACUUGCUGGGCUUCUCUCUGGCGUGUUCCCUGUUCGCCGCCGCGCUGCUCCCGGGUGCGCGCCGGGCGCCCGCCGCCGCCGCCGCCGCCGCCGCCGCCUUCGAGUCGGGACUCGGCUUCUCGGACGCGGAGCCGGACGCGGGCGAGGCCAAGGCUUAUGCAGGCAAAGAUCUGGAGGAGCAGUUGCGGUCGGUGUCCAGUGUAGACGAACUCAUGACUGUGCUCUACCCCGAAUACUGGAAAAUGUACAAGUGUCAGUUAAGGAAAGGUGGCUGGCAACACAGUAAAGAACAGGCCAACGCCAAUACGAGAACAGAAGGGACUCUAAAAUUUGCUGCAGCGCACUAUAAUGCAGAGAUCUUAAAAAGUAUCGAUACCGAGUGGAGGAAGACCCAGUGCGUGCCGCGGGAGGUGUGCGUGGAUGUGGGGAAGGAGUUCGGGGCAGCGACGAACACCUUCUUCAAGCCUCCGUGCGUGUCCGUCUACAGAUGCGGCGGCUGCUGCAACAGCGAGGGCCAGCGGUGCACGAACACCAGCGCCAGCUACCUCAGCAAGGCGUUGUUUGAAAUUACAGUGCCUCUCUCUCAAGGCCCCAAACCAGUAACAAUCAGUUUUGCCAAUCACACUUCCUGCCGAUGCAUGUCUAAGCUGGAUGUUUACAGACAAGUCCAUUCAAUUAUUAGACGUUCCCUGCCAGCAACACUACCACAAUGCCAGGCUGCAAACAAGACGUGCCCCACAGAUUACAUAUGGAAUAAUCACAUCUGCAGAUGCCUGGCUCAGCAAGAUUUUAUUUUUUCCUCUAAUGUUGGAGAUGACUCUGCAGACGGAUUCCAUGACAUCUGUGGGCCCAACAAGGAGCUGGAUGAAGAGACCUGUCAGUGCGUCUGCAGAGGGGGGCUUUGGCCUUCCAGCUGUGGACCCCACAAGGAACUGGACAGAAACUCAUGCCAGUGUGUCUGUAAAAACAAACUCUUCCCCAGCUCGUGUGCGGCCAACAGAGAAUUUGACGAAAACACAUGCCAGUGCGUAUGUAAAAGAACCUGCCCAAGAAAUCAACCCCUAAACCCUGGAAAAUGUGCCUGUGAAUGUACAGAAACUCCACAGAAAUGCUUCUUAAAAGGAAAGAAGUUUCAGCAUCAAACAUGCAGUUGUUACAGACGACCGUGUACAAAUCGAGUGAAGCAUUGUGAACAGGGACUUUCAUUUAGUGAAGAAGUAUGUCGCUGUGUCCCUUCAUAUUGGAAAAGACCACAUAUGAACUAAGAUUGUAUCUUUUCUAGUUCGUCAUUUUUCUGUCAUGGGAAAACGGUGUUGCCAUGUUAGAACUAUGAACACAGAGACUUUGUGGGACCUGGUAACAAAGACAAAAGUCAGUUUCCUGAACCAUGUGGAUAAUGUUACAGAAAUGGACUGGAGAUCAUCUGCAAAAGACCUCCUUAAAAGACUGGUUUUCUGCCAAUGACCAAACAGCUGAGGUUUUUCUCUUGUGAUUUUAAAAAAGAAUAAUGACUAUAUAAUUUAUUUCCACUAAAAAUAUUGUUUCUGCAUUCAUUUUUAUAGCAAUAACAAUUGGUAAAGCUCACUGUGAUCAAUAUUUUUAUAUCAUGCAAAAUAUGUUUAAAAUAAAAUGAAAAUUGUAUUAUAAGCUGGUAAGUU